This is a messenger RNA of Camellia sinensis, 348 nucleotides long. The record is from RefSeq and is a predicted model, not a curated record. Lineage: Eukaryota; Viridiplantae; Streptophyta; Magnoliopsida; Ericales; Theaceae.
AUGGUAAUGGCUGUGCUAGCCGUGGAUCAGCUCAUGGUGCAGCCAGGCCAGGCCAUCUCUUGCGGGCAGGUUGACGGUUAUUUGGUUCCAUGUGCCCCCUACCUCAUUGGAGGAAGUGGAAGUCCGGCACCUACAUGCUGUGAUGAGGUCAAAAACAUCAAAGGGAUGGCCUCAACCACAGCUGACAAGAGAGCGGCGUGCAACUGCGUUAAGCAGGCUGCCAAUCGCUACUCGAACUUGAAAGAUGAAGCAGCCCAAUCUCUCGCUGCCAAGUGCGGUGUUCAAAUGGAUAUUCCAGUCUCCUGGACCACCAAUUGUGACAUCAUCAACUUAGGUGGAAGGGAUUGA